AUGGAAACCGAGGAGAGCCGUGCUGCUGGCGCCUUCGACAAGCCCAACCACGGCAAAGACAAGGGAGAGGACAAGGACAAGAGCCACGGUGAGAAGCACAAGUCGAGUGACAACACCAAGGACAAGCCCAGCGACGGCACCAAGGACAAGCCCAGCGACGGCACCAAGGACGUCAUUAAAGACAAGCACCGCGACAAUGGCAAGCCUCGCCAUAAGUCCCACAAGCACAAAUCCAAGUCCAAACACUCCAACAGAUCCAGCAAGCCAGACAAGGACAGGGGUAGUAAACGCAAGCGAAGCGAGCAUGUCGAGAUGAGCGAGAAGCGGCGGGACAAGCUCCCCGCCUGCCGUGCACCCACCCCCGAGCCCACGUUACCACCAACCGACUGGGACGACGGAACGUGGUUGUGCGGUGUGCCGCCCGAGAUCACUCACAAGCUGAUGAGAAUGGUCAGCCAGUAUUCCCCGUCGCAGCAUAUUGAGGGGAAGCGCCGCAGGUCCUCGAACAGCAAGUCCGAGGGUAGUCGCAAGUCCCACGUAAGCCGCGUUCCCCGCGAGCCCAUUGGCGAGGCUGUACCCGUCCUUCCAGCCACCCCUGUUAUUAUUAGUCCUACACCUCCCACGUCGAUCGCUCCUCCCCGCGCCGCACCUCCCGCCAUCAAUGUUCCUUGCCUUGCUCCGGUCACUCUUACUCCAGCCCCCGCCUCCGCCACUCGUGCUCUGCCCCCGCCUCCUCGUGAUUCCGCGCUUGCUCCUCCCACUCCCGCUCCCCGUCAUGGUCCAUGGGACAGCGAGUCGCAGAGCCAGUUGGAGCCCGAACCGGAGCACGAGCCCGAACCCGAGGACCCAGGCAAUGACGACGAUAGCGAUUUCAUUCAGCUGAUCAAGUUCGAGGUCGACGAGAACGGGGACAUCAUGCGCCCCGCUACACCCGAGUACGACGAGCUCGACUCGUCCGAUGACGAGAAGCCCGAGAUUGAGGUUAUUGUGAUUUCUGAUGAUGACGGGCCGGUGCGUAAGCAGCCUCGCGCGGGGCCGUCUGGUCGGCGCGGCCGGACGCGGGCUGUUCAUCCCAAUUACCAGGCGUCCACUCUCCCGACCCACGCCCGCUCCAAUCCCACCCACCAGAUCCCCGUGCGCACACGCACCGAGCGGUACUGGAAGCGCUGGACAGCCAAGGAACUCCUCGACCUCCAUGCUGCCGCGCUUACCGACGCGCCGAACCGUUUCGCCAAUGCCGUUCCCGGACGUACGGCCCGCCAGUGCGAGUCAACGUGGCGCAAUACCAUUUACCCUGCUAUUGUUAAGAUGCUCGAGGAGCGUGGGCGCGGGUGA
This is a messenger RNA of Cutaneotrichosporon cavernicola, 1335 nucleotides long. RefSeq lists its product as uncharacterized. The coding region runs from base 1 to 1335 and encodes 444 amino acids. The transcript has a single exon. NCBI's taxonomy places the organism in Eukaryota, Fungi, Basidiomycota, Tremellomycetes, Trichosporonales, Trichosporonaceae. The record is from RefSeq and is a predicted model, not a curated record.